AUGGUUGGGGAUUUUAAUGCGAAACUCGGGAAGAAACAGGAUGAGAGUGAAUUUUCCCUUGGACAACAUGGAAUAGGGGAAAGGAACGAUCAAGGGAACACGUUACUACAGUUUCUCUUGGAGCAUAAUCUACACGCUAUGAAUACUUUCUUUAAGAAAGCUAAACACAGAAGGUGGACAUGGAUCAGCUCUGACGGAAACACCAAAAAUGAAAUAGAUUUUAUUAUUGCCGACAGAAAACGACUUGUACAAGAUGUUACAGUACUAAACCGGGUAUCAGUGGGAAGCGAUCAUAGAAUGGUCAGAGCAACAAUAAUGGUAAACCUAAGAAGAGAAAGGAAAACACUCACCAAGGCCAGCAAUAAGAAAUGGACCGCAGUCACUAACCAUGAUAUCAGCAAACCAUAA
Messenger RNA from Formica exsecta, 408 nucleotides. RefSeq names its product craniofacial development protein 2-like. The coding region runs from base 1 to 408 and encodes 135 amino acids. The transcript has a single exon. The record is from RefSeq and is a predicted model, not a curated record. Gene Ontology annotation, molecular function: catalytic activity. Lineage: Eukaryota; Metazoa; Arthropoda; Insecta; Hymenoptera; Formicidae.